AAACGUCGAGCGAAAUGUGCACGAAACGAACCAGAGAAAGGUGAGAGGAUAUUUUAUGUGGUGGUGGAUGGUGAGUUGAAUUCGACGGUGAUAUCGAACGUUCGUGAGAUAAGUGAGUAUCUGAGUAAUAAGCAUUUGAUGAUUAAUUACGAUUAUUACGUUCAACGACAUUUGUUACCGUCAUUGCAACGCUGUUUCGACUUUCUGAAUAUUCAGUUCAGAUGGGCGAGGCCGUCGCUGAAUGCUUGUUAUAAGUGA
Messenger RNA from Anisakis simplex (herring worm), 258 nucleotides. Lineage: Eukaryota; Metazoa; Nematoda; Chromadorea; Rhabditida; Anisakidae. The record is from the annotation of a GenBank genome assembly.